GCAGACUUCAAAUGUUUUUUAAGACAAAAAAGUUGUUAAAAGUAUGAUCCAGAUGGAUGAAAUUAAUACAGAGUCUUUAGGAUUUAAUGAAAAGCUAUAUAAAAAUAAAGAAGAUGUUUUUGAGGAAUUUUUUAUAGCAUCACGUUUUGGAGAUUUGGAAACUAUUAAGACACUUGAAUUAUCUCCAAUUGAUCUAUUUCAUAAAAAUAAUGAGGGUAAUACAGCUUUACAUAUGGCCUCAGCAAAUGGACAUAUGGAAGUUGUACAAUUUUUACUUUCUCAAUAUUCUAAGAUAAAUAAUGGAUCAGACUAUCUUUCGAUUAAAAAUCAGUCUGGAAAUACUCCUUUACAUUGGGCAGCAAUGAACGGACAUGAUAAAAUAGUUUGUGAACUUGUAAAAGCUGGAGCAAAUUUAUAUGCUCAAAAUAACGCACAAAAAACACCGCUAUGGGAGGCAGAAUUUCAUGGUCAUACAAAGGUAGUUACAUGGCUUCUUGAACAUACAGAUCUUGUACCAAAAGAUGAUAAUGAUACUGAAGAAGAAUAUUAAAAAAAAAUAAUGAAAAACGUUUAAUAAUGUAUUAAUCAAUUGGAAG
Messenger RNA from Pneumocystis carinii B80, 596 nucleotides. RefSeq lists its product as hypothetical. The transcript has 2 exons. Lineage: Eukaryota; Fungi; Ascomycota; Pneumocystomycetes; Pneumocystales; Pneumocystaceae. Gene Ontology annotation, molecular function: protein binding. Bases 44 to 550 code for a protein of 168 amino acids. The record is from RefSeq and is a predicted model, not a curated record.